Molecule: messenger RNA, 2650 nt
Organism: Pseudophryne corroboree (corroboree frog)
Lineage: Eukaryota; Metazoa; Chordata; Amphibia; Anura; Myobatrachidae
Gene: AGFG1
Product: ArfGAP with FG repeats 1
Exons: 15
Coding region: 192-1946 (584 amino acids)
Biological process (GO): intermediate filament organization; spermatid nucleus differentiation; acrosome assembly
Cellular component (GO): cytoplasm; membrane; cytoplasmic vesicle
Molecular function (GO): GTPase activator activity
Source: RefSeq, a predicted model, not a curated record
UCCCCGGCUAUAGGAGCCUUGCGUCUGUCCGACUCGCCCACACCAUACACCGACCCCCUGACGUCGGCAAACCCCGCCUCCGGGAACGUCACUCUAGUCCCGCCCCCCAGAACACGUCACUGGUCCCUGACUGUGCUCGCUAGGUGCCGCCCGGUGUCUCCCGGUGUGUCACCUCCGCCCGGUGCCUCACCAUGGCGGCCAGCGCCAAGCGGAAGCAGGAGGAGAAGCACCUGAAGCUGCUGCGGGAGAUGACCAGCCUCCCCCACAACCGCAAGUGCUUCGACUGCGACCAGCGCGGCCCGACCUACGCCAACAUGACGGCGGGGGCCUUCGUCUGCACGUCCUGCUCCGGCAUCCUGCGCGGUUUGAACCCACCCCACAGAGUGAAGUCUAUCUCUAUGACCACGUUUACACAGCAAGAAAUAGAAUUCCUUCAGAAGCAUGGAAAUGAUGUUUGCAAACAGAUUUGGCUAGGUUUAUUUGAUGAUAGGUCAUCUGCAAUUCCAGACUUUAGAGAUCCACAGAAAGUGAAAGAAUUCCUUCAAGAAAAAUAUGAGAAGAAGCGAUGGUAUGUUCCACCAGAACAAGCCAGGGUGGUGGCCUCUGUACACGCCUCUAUAUCUGGAUCUUCUGCAAGUAGCGCUAGCAGUACACCAGAAGUCAAACCAUUGAAAACUCUUCUGGGGGAAUCUGCACCCUCUCUACAGAUAAACAAGGGGACCCCUAGCCAGUCUCCUGUUGUGGGUCGCAACCAGGUGCCCCAGCAGCAACAUCAUCAUCAUCAUCAUCAUGAGAAGAAACAGUUUGACCUGCUGAGUGACCUUGGAGCAGACAUCUUUGCCACCCCUGCGCCCCAGCAAGCUGCCACGGCUAACUUUGCCAAUUUUGCUAAUUUUAACAGUCAUACAGCUCACAAUUCUGCCCAUGCAGAUUUUGCAAACUUUGAUGCAUUCGGACAGUCUAAUAGCACGGGUAGUUUCGGAGCAUUCCCCCAAUCAAGUCAGACACCCACCCAGCCCUUAAAUACAGCGUUCAGAACGCUCUCAACCAGCUGUAGUGUUGGCGACUUUACGUCUGCUUUCUGUCUGCAGGCACCCUACCGUACAAACGCUAAUGCAAACUUUGCUCAAUUUGACAACUUUCCCAAGUCCUCCAGCGCCGACUUUGGAGCCUUCAAUUCAACUGGAGCCAGUAAAACUGCUGCUGUUAGUAAACCCAGCCAGACUUCAGCAGAUAAAUAUGCAGCUCUUGCUGACCUAGACAAUAUCUUCAGUAGUGCACAAUGUGGCAGUGGCCAGGGCAGCAGUUUUAACACUGCAUCAGUGUCUGCCACGUCAGGUCCAGCUCCAGCCCCGGCAGACAACAAUGUAUUUGGAAUGCCGUCUGCUGUCCCAUCAGCGCACACACAUCAGACUGCCUCAGUCGCAGGAACUUUUGGAGGUCCUGCUUCAACAAACCCAUUUGUCUCCGCUCCUGUUGUACCUACUGUUAACCCUUUCCAGACAAAUGGACGAGCACCUCCAGGAAUCCGUGAUGGUCAUACCACAAAGAUGGAGUAUCAGAGCGCCCCAUUCCACCCCUUCCACCAGGCCAGACUACCAACAGCCGCAGGAGCAAUGGAUGUCUCGUCUUUUGCCACAGCCUCUCUAAGCAUGCCCGCAGGGUUCGGGACAUCGGCACCAUACAGUCUUCCUACCAGCUUUAGUGGCAGUUUCCAUCAGCCUGCAUUCCCCCCUCAGAUGGCCUUCCCCCAACAGACGGCGUUCUCACAGCAGCCCAAUGGCAAUAUACAAGGAGCUGGUUUUGGUGUGUUUGGUCCAGGGAAGUCUGUGGUUACUCCAUUUGGGCAGGUAGCAGCUCCUGCCGUAUCUAGCAAUCCUUUCAUGGCCGGGGCACCUUCUGGGCAGUUUCCUGCAGGAAGUUCGUCAACGAAUCCUUUCUUAUAGCCUUAGACUAACACAGGAGCUUACCAGGCAUCACCUUACAUGUACUGCCUCUUGCACUGUUUGUCUUGUUUGUUUAACCAGCGUAAGCUUUAAACACAGGGAGUUCUUUUGGAGCCUGCAAUUCUAGGGUUUUUUGUUUUGUAUUUAAACAAAAAAAAGGAACAAAAACAAGGUAAUAUGUGCAAUUGGAAAGCCUUUUCUUUGUCAUUCGACUCCCUUGGUUGCCUAGAGGCUUGUUAGCAAAAUAUUGCAGUGCAGUGUGUUGGCAAACUUUUUGGGCAACCGAAGGGUAACUGAAGGUAUAUUAAAUUUGGUAAGUUAUUGCAGAUUCCAUAUUCAUUUACGCUGCAGUACUGUAUAUAUAUAUUUUUCUUAGGGACUAGGUAAUUAUUCAUAUCAGUAUUUCUAACUCGUAACACGUUAUGCUAUGUGGGAGAGCAGAAACUAAGCGGCCCUAAGUGUCCAUCCUGCUCAAAAAAACUUUCAUAAUUUUAGCAAUCUGGCUUGGAAAUUUAAAUAUUAAUUGAGAAAUUAUGUAUACAUUUUAUUCAUUAAAAUAAAGAAACCCACAGACUUAUUUUGCCCAAUAAAGCUAGCCAUUUCCAUAGGCCUACAAUCUCCAUGAAGACUCAUGUCUGCAUAAUAAAUCUAAUAAUGUUUUGCUACCGUUUGCAGGUGAAAAAUAUUAAAAUAUUAGAAAAACA